Messenger RNA from Populus nigra (black poplar), 537 nucleotides. RefSeq lists its product as uncharacterized. Gene Ontology annotation, cellular component: TIM23 mitochondrial import inner membrane translocase complex. Lineage: Eukaryota; Viridiplantae; Streptophyta; Magnoliopsida; Malpighiales; Salicaceae. The record is from RefSeq and is a predicted model, not a curated record. The transcript is spliced from 3 exons. Bases 89 to 313 code for a protein of 74 amino acids. Gene Ontology annotation, biological process: protein import into mitochondrial matrix; protein insertion into mitochondrial inner membrane.
AGGCAAAACAACUACAACUAAAUCCCCAAGCCAUCACCAUCACCGCCGGCUCCAACACUCUCUCAUCAAUCACGAUUACAAUUUACAAAUGGCCAGGGACAGCUGCUUGGCUCGAGUCACCGCUGGCGUUGCCGUUGGAGGUGCUGUUGGCGGCGCAGUCGGUGCUGUUUAUGGGACUUAUGAGGCUAUUAGGAACAGGGUUCCUGGACUUUUGAAAGUAAGGUAUAUUGGGCAAACCACAGUUGGAAGUGCUGCAAUUUUUGGUCUCUUCCUGGGUGCUGGGAGCUUGAUUCAUUGCGGAAAGUCUUACUGACUUACCGUCCAUUUUGUAACCAUAAGAUUGAUUCUCAACUAGAGAGAUUUUGUAUUUAAAGCGAAAUAUUUUUUUGGUGGCAAAUCUCAAACCAUAUAAAAUCAAGCCUCUAUCAUGUCUGUUUAUGUUUGUGGUUGGGACUUCCACCAUCCAAAACUGCAUUGCGAACUAUUAUAGGCCUCAAGGCUGGCUUUAUAUUACAAAGUACUGAUCUAUUUCAUGAA